GCCUCGGAAAGAUCAUUCUGAAUCCCCGUGAUCGUAAUCGGAACCCACAAAGUUCCGGCCCACGACCUUUGCUGAGCCCUCACCACAGUGCGAGCGUUGAAAGCCAUGUCUGCUCUGAGCUCCCUAAUUUCUGGAGCUGAUUGUGGCCCAUCUAAUGCAUUGUCAUCAGUAGUCAAACAUGCAGAAAUAGAUCGAAGUUUGCAGAGGGACAGAGUUGGUGGUCCUUCUCAGAUGAAUCUGCAUCAUCUCCCUUCAAGCUCGUCCCAAGGACCGUCUGAAGCUGAUCAAGCAUUGGCACGACAAUUCUUCGAUGGAAAUGCAGCGCCUCCGAUACCUCCCUCCCUUUCAGCCCCCUUCCCUAUGAUUCUUCCGAGUCAGCCGCUUGCGCCAAUCAAUCAGGCGCAGCUUCGACGAUCAGAUCCAGCAGAAAUGGAGAGGCUCUGGAGUACAAAAGCUGCCGGAGAAAGGGCGGUACAAUCACUCGCAAUGGCUUCUGCGCCACGCAAUGGCCAGUGGUUAACGGAGUUCAAUACGAUGACCCCUGCUCCCAUUGAGGCUUCACGACCAGCUGGUCAAGGCCACGACCCGAUGGCUCUUCGAUCUUCCGCUUACGCUGCCGGGAUGCUGUAUACCCCUCAGAUGUUUAGUCCACAAGCGGUUGUUGUGGCACCUGCCACUCAGGCUGACUGGGAGAAAGAGUUCAGCAGACUUAGCGAACUUAAAGGCGACGAAAAAGGGAAGGGCAGACUUAUCGAAGUCGACGAUGAGGGAAAAGCAAUUGAUACAUUGGAGGAAGCCUUCAAGAAUGCGACUCUUGAGCAAGAUGGAGAAAAAGGUAAUUUAGACGACUAUAUGAAGUCAUUUGAAAAGGUCUGGGAAGAAGUUAAGGUAAACAAUAGUGAUCACGAUCUCGACGGGCUCGCAGCACAAGAGGCCGACUAUCGCCAACUAAUGCAGCAGAUGCAUGAGCUGGAUGGAACCGAUCCUGAUCUCCUCGCUCAGGUGAACGAGUCCAUGGCCAACCCAGAUGACGAUCUAGUCGGUGAUUUCGGGCUGAACGAUUUGGACGACAUGACGAAAUAUGAUGACGAGGGUGUUCCUAUACUUGAAGCCUAUGAAUUUGAACAAAAUAACCCGUACCUCAAUGAUGCUUCUUCGAGUGGUCAUCUCGCAAGGGCUAAAGAGCUUCUGGCUACAAAUGGAUCGCUAGAUGAGGCUGCCCUCCUCAUCGAAGCCUCGAUACAGAAAGGAGAAUUGGGGAAAGGAGGGUAUGAAGCCUGGCUUCUGCUUGGAAGAGCCCGGAGCAUGGAUGAAAGAGAGGUACAGGCACUGAGAGCACUGCGCGAGGGCACACGGAUAGCGCAGUCGACUGGGGAUGGGACCACGGGCAUGCUUGAUCUCGCCAUCAGUUACACGAAUGAAUUGCAUGACCUUGCCGCUCAACAUAUCCUGCGUCAGUGGAUACGAGCUAAGUACCCGGUGAUGAAACUUGCCCAACGGCCACAGAAUAGCUAUCGCAGUCCAUGGUCUUCGCAUGAGCUUACGACGGAAGAUUUCCUCCUCGUUACACGGUAUUUACACUCUAAAGGCCAGAUGGAUCCAGAAGUUCAAGUUGGGCUCGGUGUGCUCUUCUAUUCUAAUGCGGAAUAUGACAAAGCUCGGGAUUGUUUCGAAAGCGCAUUGCAAGCCCACCUGAUGUAUGACUAUCUUAUGUGGAAUCGGCUUGGUUCGAGCCUGUCUAACGGAUCGAAACCCGAAGAAGCUCUUGGUGCCUACCGUGAGGCACUGAGACUUAGGCCAACGUAUACGAGGGCGAUAUACAACGUAGGCGUUGCCUGUUUGAACAUCGGGGCUCACAAGGAGGCAGCCGAACACUUCCUCAGUGCACUUACCCUACGGAACCCUGAUUCAGCAGUACCUGGUGGUCCUCCGAUUGGGGGGCCGUUGAAAGACAAAGAUCAAAUAUGGCAAACCCUCAAGCGCACAUUCACCGGCAUGGAUCGUCCUGAUCUAAUAGAACUCGCAAAUAUCGGGGACGUGAACGUCUUCCGUGGUGAAUUCGAUUUUUAAAUACUCGCGGACUUUGAUCGUCGCAUUUCGCCUAAUUUUUUUGUUCAAGUUCAUGUCGAUGUAUUUUAGACACCAACCUCGUCCGCCCAAUGAAUGGACGGAUUCAGUUUGAAUCAGGCGGUGUGCAAGAAUGUUGGUUCCGUUGAUUUUGAUGGCAUAAAAGAUACAGGCAGGGUUAGGGGCGAAGUCACCCAAAGAGUGUCUGAUCGUGGGGC
Molecule: messenger RNA, 2285 nt
Organism: Cantharellus anzutake
Lineage: Eukaryota; Fungi; Basidiomycota; Agaricomycetes; Cantharellales; Hydnaceae
Exons: 10
Coding region: 106-2070 (654 amino acids)
Biological process (GO): protein import into peroxisome matrix, docking
Cellular component (GO): cytosol; peroxisomal membrane
Molecular function (GO): protein binding
Source: RefSeq, a predicted model, not a curated record